This is a messenger RNA of Paramisgurnus dabryanus, 2348 nucleotides long. It is a transcript of the gene cdk2, whose product is annotated as cyclin dependent kinase 2. Gene Ontology annotation, molecular function: cyclin binding; ATP binding; cyclin-dependent protein serine/threonine kinase activity. Gene Ontology annotation, cellular component: cyclin-dependent protein kinase holoenzyme complex; cytoplasm; nucleus. Gene Ontology annotation, biological process: regulation of gene expression; signal transduction; G1/S transition of mitotic cell cycle. The record is from RefSeq and is a predicted model, not a curated record. NCBI's taxonomy places the organism in Eukaryota, Metazoa, Chordata, Actinopteri, Cypriniformes, Cobitidae.
UAGUUGCAGAAAGAUGACGUCUUAGCAACACGACAGCGCGCGAGUCGCUGAGAGAAUUGGCGGGACGGUUUGUUGUGACAUGCAACCGAGUUGUCCGCGUUUUUACCGUGUUUUAAUGUUUUAGUUGCGCGACUGAAACCCCGGUCGCCGCACAGCAGUCGCGCGCGCUGUUUUAAACACACUAAAGAAAGUUUGACAUGGAGUCUUUUCAGAAAGUGGAGAAGAUCGGCGAGGGAACGUACGGGGUGGUUUAUAAAGCCAAGAACAAGGUCACGGGAGAAACGGUCGCGCUGAAGAAGAUCAGACUGGACACGGAGACAGAAGGCGUCCCGAGCACCGCCAUCCGCGAGAUCUCCCUGCUGAAGGAGCUCAACCACCCGAACAUCGUCAAGCUGCGCGAUGUGAUCCACACAGAAAACAAACUUUACCUCGUCUUUGAGUUUCUUCACCAGGAUCUGAAGAGGUUUAUGGACUCGUCAUCCGUCUCCGGUAUAUCCCUCGCGCUCGUCAAGAGUUACCUGUUUCAGCUGCUCCAGGGUUUGGCUUUCUGUCACUCACAUCGGGUUCUCCACAGAGAUCUCAAACCUCAAAAUCUGCUCAUUAACGCUCAGGGAGAAAUCAAACUGGCGGACUUUGGGCUCGCGAGGGCGUUCGGUGUGCCGGUGCGCACAUACACGCACGAAGUCGUGACGUUGUGGUACCGAGCUCCAGAGAUCCUCCUGGGAUGUAAAUAUUACUCCACAGCGGUUGACAUCUGGAGUUUAGGCUGUAUCUUUGCUGAAAUGAUCACCAGAAGAGCAUUGUUUCCCGGUGACUCAGAAAUAGAUCAGCUCUUUCGGAUUUUCCGGACCCUGGGCACCCCGGAUGAGACCGUGUGGCCGGGAGUCACCUCGAUGCCGGACUACAAACCCUCGUUUCCGAAGUGGGCACGACAGGAUCUGUCUAAAGUGGUGCCACCACUGGAUGAGGAUGGCAGAGAUCUUCUCGGGCAAAUGCUGGACUAUGAUCCCAACAAAAGGAUUUCCGCCAAGAACGCGCUGGUCCAUCGGUUCUUUCGGGAUGUCACAAUGCCAGUACCCUCUUUACGCCUCUGAGAUGGCUUGGACUGAAUGUUGGGUUCUUCUGUCAGGAGAAUGAUGUCGGGUUCUUUGGGAACUGUUCCGUUUUAUGAUGACAUAAGCAUUUGUACUUUCUCUCAUUCUCACUCUUGGUUCUUUAUGACAUUUUAAAGAUAUUCACUAUAACAUGUUACUGAAUAUUUUGCUGUUAGUAACCACGUCAGUAAUGUCAUUUCUCAUAACCAUUCUAGUUUAGAAGACACAUUCCAUGUAUAGUUUGAGUUGAAUACGUUGUUAUGGUCAUGUAAGUUCAUAUCACAUGUAACCCUCUGUAUAAAACUUAUAUCUUCAUUGACAUUUCAAUGUUUAUUUCUAUGCUGAGAUUAAAAUUGUCUAAUUAUUGAAAAAGCGCGCAAGUUUGUUUUAUAGCCUCGGAAUAGUUUCGUCACACAUGGCUAUAAAGAGUGGUGUACUGGUGCCUGGAGAAGUGCAUGGGUAUACUUUCUAAUUUAUGCACCCAUUUUUUUUUUUUAAGAAUAAGUCAGUAUGCCCCAUAAAGAAGUGGGUAUACAUUGCACUACACCACUGGCUAUAAAAAAUAGGCUAGGCUUUAAAUAUCUUCAUAAUUUAAACAUCAUAUUACUAUUUAUUCUAUGCAUAUUACCAAUAUGUAUAGUAGUGCUAUCAUAGAUCAGUUCCGUUUAAAAGGUUAAUGUAAAUGGAAAAUAUUGCUAAUUAAUUUUCUGUUUAGUUUUAAAGGGAUAGUUCACCCAAAAAUGAACUAUCUUCAUUUUCUCACUCUCAUGUUGUUACGAACCUGUAUACAUUUUAUUUUUCUGAUGAACUCGAAGGAAGAUGUUUUGAGGAAUGUUUGUAACCAAGCCGAUCAUGAGUGCCAUUAACUUCCAUAGUAGGAUAAAAUAAUACUAUUGAAGUGAAUGGGGCUCAUGAAAAAACAUUCUUCAAAAUAUCUUCCUCUGUGUUCAUCAAAACAAAUACAUUUAUACCGGUUUCCAGCAACAUGAUGGUGAACAAAUGAUGACAGAAUUGAUAUCCUUUAACGCACUAUUAUCAUUGAUACGUUUGAACAUGACAGUCCUGUAAACUUGGGUUCUUGUAUAGUCCACUUGUCAAAUGCACAUGAUAUAAACUGCAAUCUGUAAUCUUCUCGUCUCUUGCUGUGUGCCAAAUAACUAUUGGCAUUUAAAGUGGUCACCAAAAGAAUUAGUCUGUGAACCACAAUGUAGCUUAAUAUUUGUAAUGAAAAUGUGCCCUGUAAAAAAAACUUCA